This is a messenger RNA of Toxotes jaculatrix (banded archerfish), 3279 nucleotides long. RefSeq names its product ras-related protein Rab-40C-like. NCBI's taxonomy places the organism in Eukaryota, Metazoa, Chordata, Actinopteri, Toxotidae. The transcript is spliced from 6 exons. Gene Ontology annotation, cellular component: synaptic vesicle; plasma membrane; endosome. Gene Ontology annotation, biological process: protein localization to plasma membrane; intracellular signal transduction. Gene Ontology annotation, molecular function: GTP binding; GTPase activity. The coding region runs from base 540 to 1418 and encodes 292 amino acids. The record is from RefSeq and is a predicted model, not a curated record.
UAGACGUUGUGCUCGGAAACUGAGGAUCCCUCGUUGUUUUUUUUGUUUUUUCUCUUUAUAAACAGAGCGAAACAAUUUUAUUUGGUUCAGUUAAGUGGCGUUUUAUGUUGGACCAAGUAGUCUGUUCUUUACUUUGCGUCCUCUGUUUGUGCGAGAAUGCGUUGUUGUCUUUUUUCGUUAGUUGGCUAGCUAACAAGCUAGCUAACAGCUAAGGUUGUUUUGAUUAUUAAUGUGAACAUUAACGUUACAUCGACGGUGUCUGGACUCAGUUGUCCAGAGCUAUUACGCGCUGGACGAUUUUCUUCCAUAUUGUCCGGAGAAAUGAGGAAAUUGUUUUAUGUCGUAGAUACUACGUUGUAAAACAUAUAGUUAAUGUAAACCGUGAGUAGCAGCUGGACCAGCUAGCUGGUAAGCUAACGUUAACGUCAAUUGGCAGUCGCCUAGCUUUCGCUAUCACCUUCGGGGACCCUCUGUUUCGUCCCUUACCCCGAACAGUGGACGUCUGGCGAGCUUAAAAAGCUCUCUGUGAAUCGGAUCCAAUGCGUGGGAUGAUGGGGACCCAGAGUAGUCCUGUCAAAAGUUACGAUUAUCUCCUGAAAUUUCUUUUGGUGGGAGACAGCGAUGUCGGGAAGGGAGAAAUCUUGGAAAGUUUGCAAGACGGGUCGGUAGAGUCUCCUUAUGCUUACAGCAGUGGGAUUGAUUACAAGACGACCACGAUUCUGCUGGAUGGGAGAAGAGUGAAAUUAGAGUUAUGGGACACAUCGGGGCAAGGUAGAUUCUGCACCAUCUUCAGGUCUUACUCUCGUGGAGCACAGGGCAUUCUACUCGUGUAUGACAUCACUAAUGGCUGGUCGUUUGAUGGUAUUGACCGCUGGAUUCGGGAAAUUGAUGAGCAUGCCCCAGGUGUGCCCAGGAUUCUGGUGGGAAACCGACUGCACCUGGCUUUCAAGCGGCAGGUGCCGACAGAGCAGGCAAGGGCUUAUGCAGAGAAGAACAGCAUGACUUUCUUUGAGGUCAGUCCACUCUGCAACUUCAACGUCAUUGAAUCCUUCACGGAGCUUUCACGCAUCGUGCUGAUGAGGCACGGGAUGGAGAAGUUUUGGAGGCCCAACAGAGUCUUCAGUCUCCAAGAUCUGUGCUGCCGCUCCAUUGUCUCCUGCACACCGGUGCACCUCAUUGACAAACUGCCCCUCCCUGUGGCCAUCAAGUCCCACCUCAAGUCUUUCUCUAUGGCCAACGGCAUGAACGCAGUCAUGAUGCAUGGACGCUCCUAUUCAGUGGCCAACAACGCAGCCUCCGGUGGUAGCAGUGGCGGAAGCAAAGCCAACAGUCUCAAACGCUCAAAGUCCUUCAGGCCUCCACAGAGUCCUCCAAAGAACUCGUCCUCCUCCUCCAAGGGGAACUGUAAGAUCUCAUAGUGAAGACAUGGACUAACGGUUGUCUCCAUAGGACCAAUAUUAAAGAUGUUGCUGCUCGAAGAGGCUACGAGCCCUAGAGAAGAGCAUGGAGAGCUGCAAGCUGUCUUCUUCAGAAAGGGAUAUAGUUGUGAACUUACACUGACCUUUGGGAGCUGACUUGGAUGACUGGUAUGUUUUCUGUUCUCUUUGCGCUUGCCAGUGCCAUCUUGUGGAUGUCCGUUUACCCGUACUCUUUACUACAGAGGCGCACUGUGAUCAAGUAGAACAAGAUUUCCCUGGGACCAACAGAUGUGAAUCAAGGAUUAUCACUCACCCGUUAACACUACAAAUGAGUGGACGGUCAUUAGCUAACUUUUAUGUGGAACAGGAUUGUUUAUUGGUAUUUAAAGUUGACUUGAAGUUGUAAAUAUACUGUAUGUGCUGUUGUUUUGGUCUGUGUUUAGUGAUUGUUCUUGGGGAGGAGCUUCUUGCGCUUGUUUUGUCGUGAAUGUUUUGGGAGCUUUGUUGUACAACUUAUUUGUGUCUUACGGCCUUUGCCUACUGUAGAAAAGUCCCUUUACAACCUGAGGGUGCUGAGCUACUAAUUUAAAACCGGCUUAAAUUGAAUGUCAUGAGCACACAGGGCUAGUUUCCCAGAUAUACUAGUACUAGACUUCAGAAAAAAUUCAGAAGAGCAAGUAAGCAAAGAAAUUUCUUAGCCUAGCACUACUUACUCUGUGAGACUGUCCAGCAAAGUCAAGCCAAGUUGUCUUGUUUACAAGACUUCCCGUGGUGCCACUAAAUUUCGACCUAAAUAAAUUCACCCUCCAUCUCCAUCAGUCUUUGGUUCAGACAUUUUUUGAACCGUCUCAGGCCAUUUAUGCCCCUAAAUCUAAUAUUCUCAGUUGUAUCAUUGCCUUAAAUAGUUUAAACCAUCAGCAGCAUGAUCAGUUUGAAUCUGUUAACUCCUGGGGCAAUUAAAAGAUUGCUCGGUGCUGAUGAGGAAACUUGUACAAACUCAGAUGUACAGCCUGUUUUCUCAGUUACAGCGUUUUGCCUGUAGAAUCUUCUGCAGUAGUGUCUUGGUUCUUAACAGGAGUGUAUAAACCUGAAAGAGAUUGAUGUGAGGAACAUUUUAGUUUGAUUUCUUUUUGGAUAUUUUAUAUAUAUAUAUAUAUAUAUGCUAUGUAUUUAUGAAUGUAAAACAAUAUUCAUCUGCUACUUUUCUGUGGCCAUGUGGUAAUAAUGUGGGACUGUAAGAAUCAGAGGUGGAAAGUCACUGGGUACAUCUGCUACUGUAAUGUUUUCUAUCAAGCGUUGCUGCUUGUCUGAGUAUUUGUACUUUUGCUGCUUAAAUGAAUUCUUAUUUCCCAACCCUUUUAAAAUGUGUGUAUAAUGGGAUUACAAUGGUUGUUUACAGCUGUUUUUUUUAGGACACAAUGCAAGAACCAUAUCAUAUAUGAACUGAAAGGCUUAAGAAGGGGCUCAAAUGCUUCUAACUAUUGACAUUAUUAGUUUCAAUAAUUACACUUUUUUUUUUAAAUUUCAGCCCUCUUUCCACCUCUGAUUAAACACGUGCUGUAUUUCCACCUGAACAUUCCCAGUGUCAUGGCUGGAUGUAUGAAAUAAGGUCAAAAAGUGCAUAAAAAAGUUGGUGCAUGUUUCCUACUGGCGCCUGUUUUCUGUAGUGUAUGGUGUGAGACCAGUACAAUAGGCUAACAGAAAUCUUGGGUGAACAUUUAAAGCACUAUAUGUAAUAUUUGAUAAGGAUUGUUAGGAUUGCUAUCACCACUGUGCGUCUAAAGGUUUGGAUACGGGAUUAAUUAUAAUUUUGUCUCCCAUUGAACAACGGUCACCCAUCAAAAUAAAGGCUAAAACUACA